UUGCAAACUUUUUCGUUAUACACGAGUGUCCUAAUUGAUCCAAUGAUAUAACUGUACGUAUCAGGCCUAACUGCUGAAGUACGAAUACCACCUCCCCACGAUAUAUGACCGGUGGAAAGAGACGUAAUUGUAAGUCAGAAACCAUCAUUGUGGAAUAGAUGAUCGAGUCUCCUGUUUCAUUGAAACGGAACGUCACCUGAAAUAAGUUCCACAAGAAUUUCUGGUGAGUGCUUCCCUGUCUUCUAAGUAGUCAUCGUGUCUGGCAAAAGUUUGAUCAUCAUCUUCCAAGGAAAUAAGGCAUGGAAGGAGUUUCCUUGGAAGGAGAAACCAUGGAAGCAGGACUACUGACUAUGUCCAAUGCCAAUGGAGAGUCCUCCUCGGUCACCAGCGUUGUUCUUCUGGGCACUUUGGUCGCCCUCUGUGCUUCGCUCUCUACUGGCUGUGCUAUAGGGUAUUCAUCAGCUGCAGAAUCUGGAAUUCUGGAAGACUUGGACCUUACGGUUGAAGCAUACACUGUAUUUGGUUCAAUAAUGACAGUUGGAGGAGUGAUUGGUUCAUUGGUAAAUGGGAAGAUAACAGAUCUCAUCGGUCGUAGAGGUACGAUGUGGUUCUCUGCAAUAUUCAGUUCUGCAGGGUGGUUUAGUAUAGCUUUUGCAAAGAAUGCUUGGUGGCUGGACAUUGGAAGAUUGUCAUUGGGAUUCAGUGUUGGUAUCAUUUACUAUGUGGUGCCUGUCUACAUAGCAGAAAUAACACCCAAGGAUCUUCGAGGAAGGUUCACUUCAGCUAACCAGCUGCUGAUUAGCUGUGGCUUUUCAUUGUUCUUUUUGAUUGGAAAUGCUAUACAUUGGCGCACCAUGGCUGUACUCGGUGUUAUUCCAUCCCUACUGCAAAUUGUAGGUUUAUUCUUCAUUCCAGAGUCUCCAAGGUGGCUGGCUAAAGUUGGUAGACAAACAGACCUUGAAGCUGUGCUGCAGCGUCUUAGAGGAAGGAAUGCUUCUGUUUCUCAAGAAGCAGCUGAUAUCAUGGAGUAUACAGAAAUGUUUCAGAAAAACUCAGGAAGAAUACUAGACUUGUUCCAGCGUAGAUAUACUCACUCACUGAUUGUUGGAGUUGGGCUAAUGUUACUACAGCAAUUUUCUGGGGUCAAUGCAGUAGCUUAUUAUGCAAGCAGUAUAUUUAUAGAUGCUGAUUUUUCAAGUACCAUUGGGACAGUAUCAUUGGCUAUUAUUGGGGUUCCAGCAAUUGCAUUGAGUGUGCUCUUAACAGAUAAAUGUGGAAGGCGACCACUUUUAAAUGUUUCUGCUGCUGGAAUGUGCUUGAGUUCAUUUCUUAUUGGCUUGGCUUUCUACUUCCAGGAUCACAACUUGUGUGAGGAGCUCACUCCCAUUUUUGUGUUUAUCGGCAUGAUGGUUUAUGGUGCAUCGUACUCAAUUGGUAUAGCUGGAUUGCCUUGGGUUAUUAUGUCAGAGACAUUCCCAGUAAACAUCAAAGGUUCAGCUGGGAGCCUGUUGAGUUUGGUAUAUUGGUCAUGUUCUUGGAUUAUAACAUAUACCUUCAACUAUGUGAUGGAAUGGAGCUCAGCAGGAACAUUUUUCUUCUUCUCAGCCAUUAGCAUUUUGACAAUUCUGUUCGUUACAAAGAUAGUGCCGGAAACUAAGGGGAGAAAUCUAGAAGAAUUACAAGCAUCAAUCUCCCAUUUUCAUUAAUAAGAUGACCUAUACAUAUUGUAUACUUGUAUGUUAUAAUGAUGAAGAAAACUCAGAAUGUAAAUGGUUUGUAAAACCAAAGAGAACAAAUGGCUCAUAUGCUUUUGUAAAUGAUUUGGAAGUGCGAAUUCCAAAUCGCCCUUAUAUAGCUAAGUAUCAUCCUCCAAAUUGUUCAGGUGAGGGUGUAAAUCUUCAUGUGGAUACUUGCUUCUGGAAAAGUAGUCAAUUACCAACAUCAAGACCAUAUCUUGUAAGGGUUAGCAUCGUGUGAUACAUAGUAUCAUGAAAUCAAGCAUAAUGAAACAAAUCAUGUUAAUUAACAAAUUGACAGGAGGUUAUACAAUCAAAUAAUUUGAUGUAUCCAACUCCAAGUUACUGUUUGUAACAUAUAUUCCCCUAGCUACUUUUCCUUACCAUCUUUGAGAAACUUGGAGACUUUCUAUCAGAA
Molecule: messenger RNA, 2154 nt
Organism: Rosa chinensis
Lineage: Eukaryota; Viridiplantae; Streptophyta; Magnoliopsida; Rosales; Rosaceae
Product: sugar transporter ESL1
Exons: 18
Coding region: 300-1706 (468 amino acids)
Biological process (GO): transmembrane transport; carbohydrate transport
Cellular component (GO): membrane
Molecular function (GO): sugar transmembrane transporter activity
Source: RefSeq, a predicted model, not a curated record